Molecule: messenger RNA, 1153 nt
Organism: Lottia gigantea (owl limpet)
Lineage: Eukaryota; Metazoa; Mollusca; Gastropoda; Lottiidae
Exons: 9
Coding region: 161-1108 (315 amino acids)
Cellular component (GO): cytoplasm
Molecular function (GO): calcium-dependent phospholipid binding; calcium ion binding
Source: RefSeq, a predicted model, not a curated record
AAAAUGUUAGUUAGAGGAAGUCAUGUGACUAGUUGUUUGUAUGAAUAGUUUAUGUUUAUAGUAGAAGUCAGACUGUAGGUUAAUCUAGGAGAGAGGUGAUAUAUUCAAUCAGAUUUAACCUUUCUCAUAUUCUUACCUAACCCAGGAACCAACUUCAACAAUGCCGGGAACAAUCGUUGGUAAUGAUGAUUUCGAUACUGCAGCAAUUGUCGAGUGUCUUCGUAAUUCCAUGAAAGGUUUUGGAACGGAUGAAGAUCAGAUUAUAGCUACUAUUGUCGGUCAUACCAAUGCUCAGAGACAGGAAUUACGAGAAGCCUUCAAGGCAGCUUAUGGAAAGGACCUAGUAGACGACCUAAAGUCUGAAUUACGAGGAGACUUAGAAGAAGUAACAGUAGGUCUAAUGACACCACCUCGAGUAUAUGACGCUCGUCAACUUCACUAUGCCUUAUCGGGAGCCGGUACAGAUGAGACGAUAUUAAUAGAAAUCAUGGCAACUAGAAAUAAUGAUGAAAUAGCAGAAAUUAAAGAAAAAUACAAGGAAGAGUUUGAGAGUGAGCUAGAGGAUGAUCUGAUGUCAGAUACCGGUGGUUAUUUUGGCAGAUUGAUGGUUUCUCUAUGUUCCGGUGCACGAGAUGAGAACCCAGAUGUUGACUAUGAUAAAGCUAUUGAAGAUGCAAAAGCUUUUCACGAGGCUGGAGCUGGUGUAUGGGGUACAGAAGAAGCCGAAAUGAACGCCAUUUUAUGUUUAAGAAGCUUGCCGCAGCUCAGGGAAACUAUCAAGAACUAUGAAGAGUUUACAGGAACGUCCAUGGAGGAGGCAAUUGAAAAUGAAUGCAGUGGAUCCUUAAAGAGGGGUUAUUUAGCCAUCAUUGCCAGUGCUAAAGAUCUACCAGGGUUUUUCGCAGACAGGUUAAAGAGUAGUUUUUCUGGACUAGGAACCAAUGACAAUGAUUUGAUUCGAAUCGUCGUCUCUCGAAGUGAGGUUGAUCUACAAGAAAUAAAAGAAGCAUACCAAGCUAAAUAUGAAACGUCUUUAAAUGAUGCUAUAGCUAGUGAAUGUGGUGGAGAUUAUAAGAAUAUGUUACAGGCUAUUGUAAAUGCUUCCUAAUUUACAUUAUAGUAUUAUGUUUUUAAUAAAAUAUUGUUACCUGCA